Molecule: messenger RNA, 471 nt
Organism: Thermothelomyces thermophilus ATCC 42464
Lineage: Eukaryota; Fungi; Ascomycota; Sordariomycetes; Sordariales; Chaetomiaceae
Exons: 1
Coding region: 223-450 (75 amino acids)
Source: RefSeq, a predicted model, not a curated record
CUCUUGACCCCCGAAAUCUCCGAGAGAUGAACAAGUCGCCUCUAUCAGUCGUACCGAGGCUGAUUCCCGGUUGUGCAAACAAGGCACAGCGCCAAGCCGUGCAGCCUGGAACGAGGUCUGAGAUGAACUUGACCGAGGUAGUAUGCCGCGUGCUUCGCGUGGUGAGGUUGACUGCUUGUUCUGCGCUCCAACAGCCACCCACGGCCCGGAUACCAGUUCGUCAUGGCACCGUCUACCAAACCCGGACCAACGGACCUGAAAGCAAGCGAAUCAGCGCCCCACGCAUUCCUGAAUUGCUCGAGGAAAGCUGAAGAUGAGACCGACAGAGUCACCAGUCUGCAGCAGGGCCUCCGACUUCACCAGAAAGAUAUCAACACCACGAAGAUAUCAACAAGCACAAGACCGUCAACCCUCCCAUUUACCCCGUACCAUCGUAAAACCCGGCAGUGACAAGCACAUAGUGCGGAGGGC